Panicum hallii is the source of this 1206-nucleotide messenger RNA. Its product is annotated as glutathione S-transferase T3-like. The record is from RefSeq and is a predicted model, not a curated record. Lineage: Eukaryota; Viridiplantae; Streptophyta; Magnoliopsida; Poales; Poaceae. The transcript has 2 exons. Bases 1 to 1206 code for a protein of 401 amino acids.
AUGGACCGCGUGACCAAUUACGCCAUGCAAGGAUGCAGCAACAAUGACGAGAGAGUGGAGGUUGAAGCUGCUGCCAAUGCUGCCUCUCGGCCGCAUUGGAUGGGAUCCUUCCACCCAUGCGGAAUGCCGCCACCAGUACCUCCUUAUUUUUACCCUGCUCCACCAACCAUGCCGCCUCCAGCAGGACCCCCAAUGCAGCAGGUCAGUGAAGGUCCGAGGGUCCGAGGGGGCGACCCCGAUGCUGGGAAAAGUGGUCCGAAGGUUAAGCUUCCAAAUUUCAAUCCCGAAGAAGACGUAAACCUGACAAAGUGGUGGCUAAACAUAAGUACUGACCCGGUUGUCAACACCGGGCAGCGGAAAGAAGGGUUUUGGUUACGGAUCAUGAAAGGGUACAACUCAUCUCGAGAGGUUUACCCGGAGAGAUCGCAGAAGUCGCUCACGACUCGUUGGGACUACAUCAAAGAGUGCUGCACCAAGUUUUCCGAGUUCUACAGUUGCGUUCUGCGUUUGAAUCCCAGCGGCAUGUCGGACGCGGACAAGACGACGGAGGCAAUGGCUCGGUAUGCUGCAGCAUUGCAGAAGCCUUUCACCCAGAUGCACUCCUGGAAGUUAUUGAAGGAUGAGCCAAAGUGGGAGGCGUGCAUUGGGGCUCACUCCAAGGUACAUGUGCUCGACGACGACUCCUCCGAUGCAGCAGCUGGCGGUGCCAACGGAGUGGGCGGUCCUGCCGAGUCUGAUCCCCCGGCCUCCAGCGGGAGCAAGAGGCCGGCUGGGAGGGAUACCACUAAAGCAGCGAGCAAAAAGGCCGCCACAUCGUCGUCCUCGUCGGAAUACAUUUCACAAAUGAAUGAUAUGUGGGGCAACAAGCUGUCAUUAAUAAAGGAGAGUCAUGCUGAGAUUGCCACCCACCACGCCACGAUGGCUGUGCUGCAGGAGAAGAAGAUGUCUACAGAAAGGGAGCUGGAGGAACGUCGUCUGGCGCUUGAGGAGAGUCGGCUGGCAAUGGAGGCGAGUCGGCUGGAGAUGGAGAAGAGUGACAGGGAGAGUCGGAUGGAGAUGCAGCGGUCUCGGGCCGCCAAGGAAGAACGCGCGGAAGAGGAACGUAUUCUUAGUAUAGAUCUCGACAGGUGCUCGCCAGCGCUACGACUGUUCUACAAGCGACAGCAGGAGCAGAUCCUUGCGAAGUACUCGUUGCCUCCUCCCUGA